Molecule: messenger RNA, 2931 nt
Organism: Aspergillus mulundensis
Lineage: Eukaryota; Fungi; Ascomycota; Eurotiomycetes; Eurotiales; Aspergillaceae
Exons: 3
Coding region: 1-2931 (976 amino acids)
Molecular function (GO): acyltransferase activity
Source: RefSeq, a predicted model, not a curated record
AUGGUACACAACUUCAUUGACGACGUUGGCGCCUUCGACCACAGAUUCUUCAAGCGGAGUCCGCGAGACGCUGCGUCCAUGGACCCGCAGCAACGCCUUCUAAUGCAGGCGUGCCAAUGUAAACCAUUCGACAAUUUAGCUGAUGGCUACUGUCGUGGCGAGGGUAUUGCAUGCGUUUCCUUGAAGAAGAUGUCUGAUGCAAUUGCGGAUGGCAAUCCGAUCUUCGGGUGCAUCUCUGAAGCACACGGCACUGGAACUCCUGUUGGCGACCCCGCAGAGCCAUUUGGGCAUACUGAAGGCGCCUCUGGAGUGAUAUCGCUUAUCAAGGAGCUUAUGACGAUGCAAGAAGGCCGGAUCCCACCGCAGAGCAGUUAUGCAAACCUGAGCCAUCAUACCAAGACAUCGCCCAAGGAUCUGAUUGAAAUACCCACUAGCUUGAAGCCUUGGAACGAGGAGAACAAAAGUGAAAUCAAGAUGGUACCUCCAUCCGGCGGCAAUUCCCUCGAAUUGUCUUCAUCGACAAUCCUUGAUGCCUUUGGGGAAUCCAAACUGACCACCGACCAAUUCAUGCGGGAUCGCAAGGUAGAUGGCUACGCGAACAUGUUCUUGCCGGGCUCGACCCAGCUCUGCGUUGCCUUGGUACUGGAAGCUUUUGAAAAGCUUGGUGUCUCCAUUGCCUCUAUUCCUGCCGGUGAACCGGUCCCGCGCGUCAGCCAUGUUCCUCAGCAGGCGAACCUUGUGAACUAUCUGUACGAGAUGCUCGAGAAUGACGGGCGGUUGUUUGACACGAAAGGCAUGCAGCUCAUUCGAACGGCCAACUCUCCGCCUAAAAGGUCCAGCCAUGUAUUGCUGCAGGACAUACUGAAGAAGCUACCAGAUUGGACACACCCUGCCAAGUUAGCUUACUUUUCUGGAAAGGCUUUGGCCGACGUCCUCCAGGGGAAGACGGAUGGCAUCCGGCUCAUCUUUGGAACAACCGAAGGCCGAGAACUGGUGACAAAUCUGUACUGCUACUGCACAAUGAAUCAUACACAUUAUGAGCUUAUGAGAGACUUCCUUGGUCGGCUGAUCGCAAGGAUAAGCCUCGAUAAUGGCCCUCUCAAGAUACUCGAAAUGGGCGCCGGCACUGGCGGUUCAACCAUGGCCUUCGUCCCGUUCCUGGCUCAGCUCAACGUCCCCGUGGAAUAUACCUUCACCGACCUUUCUCCAUCCAUGGUUGCUCAAGCGCGCCGAAAAUGGAAGAGCUAUUCAUUCAUGAAGUUUGCCGUACACGACAUUGAAAAGCCUGUCGCGGAAGGGCUGCGCGGCCAGCACAUUGUGAUUGCGAGCAACGCCGUGCAUGCCACGCAUAACUUGGAAGCGUCCUCCCGCAGUAUCCGAACAGCGUUACGCCCAGACGGAUUCCUUAUGAUGCUGGAGAUGACUGGUAUCGUACCAUAUAUCGAAUUGACGUUUGGACUUCUGGAAGGCUGGUGGCUCUUUGAUGAUGGUCGACGCCAUGCAAUUGCCUCGGAAACUCGUUGGGAAAAGGACCUCCAGUCCGCUGGGUAUGGACAUGUGGACUGGACCGAUGGCGCCAUGCCCGAGAAUUAUACCCAGAAGAUCAUUAUCGCCCUGGCGUCGGGCCCUACCUACGAUCGCCUACCUAAGGCUGUGGAGCCGGAGGCGCAAAUCAUGACUGACGACGUCGCCCGGGAAGCCGAGGUCAACCGAUAUGUAGCCCAGUUUUCUAAGGGCUUCUUGAUGCCCGUAACGGCAGCCUCCCGAACGGCAUCAACACCCCCGAAGGGACAGUGCGUCCUCGUCACAGGUGCCACGGGUAGCUUGGGAUCUCAUCUUGUCGAACAGUUUGCCAUUAAUCCCGACGUUCACACUGUUGUUUGCGUCAACCGUCGCGGCGGCGUUGAAGGCAAGACCCGGCAACAGCAAGCAUUGACCAACAGAGGGAUCAAGCUGUCCAACGAGGCGCAAUCAAAACUCAAGGUAAUCGAGACUGACACCGCCAAGCCGAAGUUGGGCGUCCUGGGGGCUGAAUAUGCCUGGCUAGUGCAACAUGUCACACACAUUGUCCACAACGCCUGGCCUAUGAGCGGCACGCGCCCCAUCAAAGCCUUCGAGCAACAGUUUCACACAUUACGAAAUCUAAUUGACCUUGCACGAGACAUUGCAACCCAGCGCCCUCGUCCAGACAUCAAGGUCCGCUUCCAGCUCGUCUCAUCCAUCGGCGUCGUCGGCCAGUACCCAAUCUGGAGCGGCCAAGUUUCAGUACCAGAGGAGCGUAUGGAGAUGAAAUCCGUCCUUCCCAUCGGCUACUGCGAGGCAAAGCUCGCCUGCGAGCGAAUCCUACAUGCCACACUCCACAAAUACCCCGAGCACUUCCAGCCCAUGAGCGUCCGCCUCGGCCAGAUCGCCGGCUCUCGCACCAGCGGCUUCUGGAACCCGAAUGAGCACUUCUCAUUCCUCAUCAAGUCAUGCCAGACCCUGAAAGCACUGCCCAACUUCGAGGGCAUCCUCUCCUGGGUCCCGGUCAAUGACGUCGCGGGAACCCUCAAAGACCUCGUUCUUGCGCCAGCUGAUCGCACCCCGUAUCCGACCUACCAUAUCGACAACCCCAAGGGCCAGCCCUGGCCGGAGAUGAUCGAAGUCCUCGCCGACGCGCUGGAUGUUCCGCGCCAAAACAUCAUCCCUUUCGACCGGUGGGUGCGGAAGGUCCGCGAAUCGCCCCUGUCCAUUGAUACCGAUAACCCUGCGGGCCGGCUGAUUGGAUUCUUGGACCACCAUUUCCUGCGCAUGUCGUGCGGUGGUCUCUUGCUGGAUACUACUCGUACAAGGGAACACUCGCCAACUCUUGCGGCACAGGGGCCUGUCAGUGGGGAGGUAGCGAGGAAGUACGUACAGGCUUGGAAGGCGACGGGGUUUCUCCAUGCGUGA